Darwinula stevensoni is the source of this 2208-nucleotide messenger RNA. Lineage: Eukaryota; Metazoa; Arthropoda; Ostracoda; Podocopida; Darwinulidae. The record is from the annotation of a GenBank genome assembly.
CAGAAUGCAGGUCCUGCUCCUAGUCCUUUGGCCCAAAUCCCCCCAAACGAUGGGAUGGGUGGUGGUCCAAUGCCUCCAGGGGGUUUCUUUCCGAAUUCCCAAAUGCGGCCAUCACCUUCCUCUCAGCCGUCCCCCCACCCCACACCCCCCCAGAUGAUACCAAGUCAGCCUUUCAUGUCCCCACGAUACCCCGGUGGACCUCCUCGGCCUGGCAUGAGGAUGGGGAUUCGAGAGUUCAAUGGCCCUCCUGGUCAGCCCAUGAUGCCCAAUAGCAUGGAUCCCACCAGACCAGGCCCACCAGCAAUGGGACCAAUGGGACCCAACAUGACAGCACCUCGAGGUCCAGGUCCAGGGGGGCCUGGUCCUGGGAUGCCACCAGGUGGGCCCAUGGGUCCUGGACCAGGUGCAUAUGGUCCACCUGGGAUGCGUGGCCCCCCACCUCCCAACACAAGUAUGGGACCCAUGCCCCCUAUGUCCAUGGCUGGACCGAGGCCUGGGGGCCAGUGGCACCAGCCCCUUACCUCAGCUGGCCCACCUGGGUCAGCAGGACCCCCUGGACCAGGGACUCCCAUAAUGCCCAGCCCUCAAGACUCAUCAAGUUCUGGAGGGGAUGGGAUGUACCCAAUGAUGAAGCCUGUACCUGGAGGAGGAAUGCCUGGAGAUUUCCCCCUUGGUAGUGGUCCAGAUGGGAGCACAUUAGGACCGGGAAUGGGGCAUGGAGGGCCGGGGGGUCCUCCGGGUGGUCCCCCAUGUAGCAUGUCAGGCCCUCCAGGUCCUGGCGGUGGUCCUGGUCCCGUCAUGAAUGGGGGUGAAGGGUUGGAGAUGAAGAACUCCCCUGCCAAUGGGGGACCAGGCACACCCAGGGAAGAUGGUAACAAUGGACCCUCUGGACCUGGUGGCCCUCCUCCAAACAUGGGUGAUUAUAGCCUAGGUGGUUAUAGCAGCACUGGUGAAAAUGACCAGUUGGAGUCGGCUGCCAUUUUGAAAAUCAAGGAAAGCAUGCAGGAAGAAGCAAAGCGCUUCGAAAAGGACUCUGAGCAUCCAGACUAUUCCUUCAUGCAAUAGUAGUGGCACACACAAAAGAGUGUGGGAAAAUGUGAAAGGUCACAUCUUCCUGGUUUUUGUUUCUGUUCGCCGUAUGGGUGAGUGCCGAUUCUCACAAGUCAUAUCUCCCUCUUUGUGAGCAAGAAUCUCAGUUGGGAAAAACCACACAUGACGUGGUGCAGCUACAGAUGAAUACAGUCAAGGAUCCAUGACAGACCGAAAUGGACUCAGAUGCUGCAGCACAAAGAGAAGCAUCAUGCGAGGAAGCAAAAGACGCCAAAAAGACAUCAGGGCUUAUGGUAGCCCAAUUCCUUUUGAAAGAAUUCUAUUAUGGAAGACAGAGAGAUGUUAUGGAUGCCAUAAGUGAAAUAAUUAUUAUGAUGAUGGCAUGUGACAAAGAGUUCUUGUACAUAGUCUGUGAGGAUGAUGACUGCUAAGUGGUUUUUCCACAUGUUGUUUCUCUUGCUCUCGGCAUCAGUUUUUUUAAAUCAAUUUCUUCUCAUGAUCUCUUGCCACUUUUUCUCUCGUGUUCUCUCCCCGUCUCUCUUCUGAUAGCUUGAACCACAUGUGCCAAAACAAACUCCUUUUUCUUUACCAUUUUUCAGUGGACCUCAGUUCUCUAAAGGCUCAUAUUUGGAAUUUCUGCAGGUUUUUUUUUGUAGAAUAGCUUGGGGACAGAAGGAUACUUACAAUUGUGGUAUCUAAGUAUCCUCUAUAGUCCAUAGUUCCUUUGGGUCCUCAAAAUUGGUUGCCCGUUGGCAGAACGAGUACAAACCAUGAAAACACCAUCAUAGUACAUUUGGAUGCAUAAAUAUAGGAACUUCGGUUGCCUUUCCUUGUGGGUUUAUAUUGUUCCAGUCUUGUUUUUUCUCAUCUCUGCACACACAGACACAUAUACAUGCAUGCUGCAAUGCAUAAAGACAUGAAAGUGCACGGGCAUUCUCCGUCCAAUUUUAUUUUCUCAUUGUUUUAAUUUCUGCAGUCCUGUCUCCGCUUCCUCGUCAGGUGGUUCCAUCUCUGAUGUUGGUUUGUGAUCUCGGAGAAAGGGUUUUUUUUAUUAAUUAUUAUUCUUGUCUAGCCACCCUAGUUCUCUGCCGUGGAGUGAAUGGAUCAUCUCAUGUGACCACUCUUGUAAAGUGAAUUCUGUGUUGCAACUCUUCGAGG